Messenger RNA from Anisakis simplex (herring worm), 639 nucleotides. The record is from the annotation of a GenBank genome assembly. NCBI's taxonomy places the organism in Eukaryota, Metazoa, Nematoda, Chromadorea, Rhabditida, Anisakidae.
AUGCUAUCCAAGGUUGCGUGGGUAACUCGUGCUGGUAGCUCGGAGAUGGCCGAACCAAUAGCGAUCAGGCCAACCAGUGAGACUGUGAUGUAUCCGAGUUAUGCGAAGUGGAUUAAGUCUCACCGUGAUCUACCGCUUCGGCUCAAUCAAUGGUGCAACGUUGUGCGAUGGGAAUUCAAGCAUCCAACGCCGUUCUUGCGAACUCGGGAAUUCUUAUGGCAAGAAGGUCACACAGCAUUCCAAACGGCUGAAGAGGCCCAGCAAGAGGUCUAUCAAAUACUGGACUUGUACGCUAAAGUCUACACUGAUUUGAUGGCAAUUCCGGUCGUGAAAGGCCGAAAAUCGGAGAAGGAGAAGUUUGCGGGAGGCGAAUUCACGACAACUGUUGAGGCAUAUGUACCUGUAAAUGGGCGUGCGAUUCAGGGCGCAACAUCGCAUCACCUCGGUCAGAAUUUUUCGAAAAUGUUCGACAUAUCGUUCGAAGAUCCAGAGAAUGGCUCAAAAGCGUACGCCUAUCAGAACAGUUGGGGUAUAACGACGAGAACGAUCGGUGCUAUGGUAAUGAUACAUGGCGAUAAUUCUGGUCUUGUUCUGCCGCCUCGAAUCGCUCCUGUUCAGGUGAGCAUUCUUGCCUCUUAC